Aspergillus caelatus is the source of this 554-nucleotide messenger RNA. RefSeq lists its product as uncharacterized. NCBI's taxonomy places the organism in Eukaryota, Fungi, Ascomycota, Eurotiomycetes, Eurotiales, Aspergillaceae. The transcript has a single exon. The record is from RefSeq and is a predicted model, not a curated record. Bases 129 to 347 code for a protein of 72 amino acids.
CUUUUCCUUGUUCCUUUGUAUUCGAGUCGCUCUUUGACAGGCGACUUGAUUUCGUUGUCGCAUCUCGCUGGACGCCAACCCACCCUCUCUUUAUUAUUAUAAUUUACAGACCCCCGAUAUCAUUUACCAUGUGCUUCAAGGUGGUAGAGCGGUUCUCAGUCUGUGGUUGCCUUUAUUUUCAACACGCGGUUGACCCGUGUGAAGCGUAUGGCCAACGAGGCCAUGUAGUGCAGGAGAAGGUUGUUCUCGUCGGAUAUGCAUGCGAAAAGCAUGCCGCACGACGGGGCGGAUCUACACCUAGAGGCUGCAAUUGGCCCGAUUCUGGCUAUUCCAGCAAGGGUUUUUGACGUCGAUAAGAUAUGUCAAUUGCAAUUCCCUACGUACGCUAUACUUUGACUCGUCUGUGAUGUGUCAAUCUUGUGGGCAAUUGCAAUUGGAGUCAUCCUAAAAACAUACGCGACCUAUUAUUUUUUUUUUCUACCGACGACGACUCGAUUCCCCGGGCCUUUAUUCAACACAUGCGUCCUCUUUCCUCCCUACAUUCUACUACUUCA